UCCUAGCGUUCUGGAAAAGGAGACGUUUCCGUCUCCGGUGUCAUGGCGGCCUCCUCCCCUGAAGGCGUGCCGGAGACUCAGGACGGGAAAAGACGGCAGUUCGGGAACCGGUUCCUGAGCGAUCCGGCGCGCGUCUUCCACUACAAUGCAUGGGACAAUGUGGAGUGGUCAGAGGAGCAGGCCGCGGCGGCGGAGAGGAAAGUGCAGGAGAACAGCUCCCAGCGGGUGUGCCCGGAGAAGCAAGUUGACUAUGAAGUGAAUGCCCAUAAAUACUGGAAUGACUUCUACAAAAUUCAUGAAAAUGGAUUUUUCAAGGAUAGACACUGGCUCUUUACUGAAUUCCCUGAACUGGCACCUAGCCACAAUCCCCUGGCGGAUUUACCCCUGGAGAGCCAGAAGCAUGAAGAACACAGAAGUGGUGAGGAUGGGCCUGGCUGGACAUCAGAGCCGCAUGGGUGUUCCUGUACCGGUCACGGGUGUGACACGCAGGUGCCUCCUGUGGAAGAGACUGUGACUCAGAAGCUCGGUCAUCUAGCAAUUUGUGCUGAUGAAUUUCCCGGAUCCUCAGCCACCUACCGAAUACUUGAGGUUGGUUGUGGUGUAGGAAACACAGUCUUUCCAAUUUUGCAAACUAACAAUAACCCAAACCUCUUCGUUUACUGUUGUGAUUUUUCUGCCACUGCUAUUGAACUGGUCAAGACAAAUUCAGAGUAUGAUCCUUCUCGAUGUUUUGCCUUUGUUCAUGACCUAUGUGAUGAAGAUCAGAGUUACCCGAUGCCCAAGGACAGCCUUGAUGUCAUUGUUCUUAUAUUUGUUCUCUCAGCAAUUGUCCCAGACAAGAUGCAGAAAGCUAUCAACAGGCUGAGCGGACUCCUGAAGCCUGGAGGGGUAAUGCUUCUUCGAGACUAUGGCCGCUAUGACAUGGCUCAGCUUCGGUUUAAAAAAGGUCAGUGUCUCUCUGGAAAUUUCUAUGUGAGAGGUGAUGGCACCAGAGUUUACUUCUUCACACAAGAUGAGCUGGAUGCGCUCUUCACGGCUGCGGGUCUGGAGAAGGUGCAGAACCUGGUGGAUCGCCGCUUGCAGGUGAACCGAGGCAAACAGCUGACGAUGUACCGAGUGUGGAUUCAGUGCAAAUACAGCAAGCCUCUCCUGCCCACUGCCAACGGGGAGGUGUCCACGCCCCACGCAACAUGAGGGCAUCGUGUUUCGGGCUGUUGUAAGGAGACCUCUGUAAAUAGCAGCUUGUUGAUGUUGGACAUCGGUCUGGAAAUCCAAGGAGCUCAAACCUUCAACCUAGGAACAGUUGCUUUCUGUUAACAAUUGUGGUUUUUGUUUGUGAAGCCCAUUAAUAUAUGCUUACUUUCUCAAGUUCA
Molecule: messenger RNA, 1373 nt
Organism: Mesocricetus auratus (golden hamster)
Lineage: Eukaryota; Metazoa; Chordata; Mammalia; Rodentia; Cricetidae
Gene: Mettl2a
Product: methyltransferase like 2A
Exons: 9
Coding region: 43-1194 (383 amino acids)
Molecular function (GO): tRNA (cytidine-N3)-methyltransferase activity
Source: RefSeq, a predicted model, not a curated record